This is a messenger RNA of Oncorhynchus masou masou (cherry salmon), 1339 nucleotides long. RefSeq lists its product as uncharacterized. The record is from RefSeq and is a predicted model, not a curated record. NCBI's taxonomy places the organism in Eukaryota, Metazoa, Chordata, Actinopteri, Salmoniformes, Salmonidae. The annotation marks the transcript as partial. The transcript has 3 exons.
AUGCAACAGCAACAGCAGCAGCAGCGGCAUGACAGCGGCAACAGCAGCAGCAGCAGCAGCAGCUCGGCAGCGGCAGCAGCAGCUGCUGCUAGCAACAGCAACAGCGCGAGCGGCAGCAGCAGCAGCAGCAACAGCGACGCUGGCGGCAGCGGCAGCAGCAGCAGCGGCAACAGCAGCAACAGCGGCAGCAACAGCAGCAGCAGCGGCAACGCUGCUGCAGCAACAGCAACAGCUGAGCAACAGCAGCAACGGCGAGCAGCAGCAACAGCAGCAGCAGCAGCAGCAGCGGCAGCAACAGCGGCAGCGGCGCAACAGCAGCAGCAGCAACGCGCAGCAACGGCAGCAGCAACAGCAGCAGCCGGCAGCUUAGCAGCAGCAGCGGCAGCAGCAGCAACAGCAGCAGCGGCAGCAACAACAGCAGCAGGCCAGCAGCAGCAACAGCUAGCGGCGGCAACAGCGGCAGCAGCGCAUGACGGCAGCAGCAGCAGCAACAGCGGCAGCAACCAGCGGCGGCAGCAGCUGGCGAGCGACAGCGGCGACAGCAACAGCAGCAGCGAUAGCAACAGCAGCAGCGGCUGCGGCAAUGCUUGCAGCUGCGCCAGCAGCAGCGCUGCUAAUGCAGCUGCUGCACCAGCAGCUAGCUGCUGCUGCUGCUACUGCAGCAGCUGCAACAUGCUGCUGCUGCACAACGCUGCUGCUGCUGCUGACUGCUGCCGGACUACUGGCAACGCGGCUGCUGCUGCCAGCAGCUGCUGCGGCUGCAGCUGCUGGCAUGCAAUGCCGCCAGCAUUGCUGCGCAGCAACUGCGGCUGCUGCUCUGCUGCUGCUGACUGCAACGGCUGCUGCCGCAAUCUGCUGCUGCUGCUGGCAGCGGCUGCUGCGCGCUGCGGCUUGCUGGCGCCAGCUACUGGACAGCUGCUACUGCUGCUGCGGCUACUGCUGCUAGCUGCGGCUGCUGCUGCUGCUGCUAACAGCAACAGCAGCUGCGAUUGCCGCUGCUGCAGUCUGCUGCUGCCUUUAUCUGCGGCUGCUGCUGCUGCUGCUGCUGCUGCUGCUUAUGCUGCUGCUGCUGCUGCUGCAACUGCUGGCUUGCCCUGGCUGCUGCUGCUGCUGCUGCUGCUGCUGCUGCUGCGCAACUGCUGCAGCGUAACGCUGCUGCUAGCGGCAACGGCUGCUGCGGCUGCUGCUGCUGCAGCAGCAACAGCGGCAGCAGCAGCGGCAGCAGCAGCUAGCAGCAGCAGCAGCAGCGGCAAGCAGCAACGACAGCAACGGCAGCAGCAACAGCGGCGGCAACGGCAGCGACGCAGCAGCAGCAGCAGCAGCAGCAGCAGCGGCAGCG